AUGCCGCCCCGGCUCAAUCUCUUCGCCGCCAGGACGUCAGUCCCUGUUUUCCGCCAAUCCACCACACCGCAGCGCCCCAUCGCAUCCGCUCUUAUUCGAGCCAACGCCGCACCAUGCACACGAUCUAGCACCCCGCGACGAUGGAACUCGUCCGGAUCCGACGAUAAGAAGAAACUAGAAGAGGCAGAGCACGCGGCUGAUCCGUUGCCACAUGUUAGCCAGGAGGCUGCGGAGAUCAAUGAUAUUAUGGAUAAGGAGAAGAGAUGUGAUGGGACGCCGUCGAGCCCGGAGCUGGAGCAGGGGACAAUGGUUUCAGAGAUCCUCUCCCGCGAUAAGGAAGCUCAGAAGCACGCACCCAAGGUAUUCCAGGACCAGAUUAACAAGGGCCCUUCUGGGUCUCGCUCAUUUUCGACGUCUGCUCGUCGUCUGCAGGUUGAGAAGCAAACUGGUGCUGGGUCCGAGGGGCCCAUUUCUGACGCUGAGCAGGCCGCUCUACUCCAGUCUAUGAUUUCAGAGGCCACCCAGGAACCAGAGGAAUUGGCUCCCGGAUUGAAAUACAAGGCGCCCAAGUCGCUUCCGCGGUCGGAGCACUUCCGGUACCGGUAUGAGCCGGUCGUCGAGCAGUUUACCAAGAACCUUAUGCAGGAUGGGAAGUUGGCGACUGCGCAGAAGAACAUGUCCAUAAUCCUCGACCACCUCCGCUCCUCACCAGCCCCUCAAGUCAACCCUAACCGACCGCUCCUCCCCGGUCCCCCCACCCCCCAGCUCCCGCUCAACCCAAUCCUCUACCUAACUCUCAUCGUCGACUCCGUCGCCCCGCUCAUCAAACUGCACCACGCAAAGGGUAUUGCUGGUGGUGGCCAAACGCUUCAAGUCCCCGUCGCGCUCGCGGAGCGCCAGCGUCGCAGGGCCGCCAUUGGGUGGAUUAUCGAUGGGUCAAAGAAGCGGCGGGACGCGAAAUUCGCGCACCGCGUUGCGAACGAGCUUGUUGCUGUUGCGGAGGGAAGGAGCGGUGUCUGGGAGAAGAGGGAUGGUGUGCAUAAGCUUGGUAUCGCGGGUCGUGUGAAUAUUGGAGCGAAGGCUAACAAGAGGGGGAAGGGGUUCUAG
Molecule: messenger RNA, 1107 nt
Organism: Aspergillus puulaauensis
Lineage: Eukaryota; Fungi; Ascomycota; Eurotiomycetes; Eurotiales; Aspergillaceae
Product: mitochondrial 37S ribosomal protein uS7m
Exons: 3
Coding region: 1-1107 (368 amino acids)
Biological process (GO): ribosomal small subunit assembly; translation
Cellular component (GO): ribosome
Molecular function (GO): structural constituent of ribosome; rRNA binding; mRNA binding
Source: RefSeq, a predicted model, not a curated record